AUGCGAGUGGAAGACUGCUGGGUUGGUACGAGGAAGAGUCCGUUCGUCUUAGAAAUUGCACUCUAUGCCUUAUAUUGUCUAUUGUUAAUUCACAGCUGUACUGCCGAAUCUGCUCUGCUACACUCGCCUUCGUACGCCUCUUUCCUACGUGCAGCCUCAGUGGGAUGGCUGUCAAUUCGACAAGCAGGGGUUGAAGAGCUACUCGUCUCUUGUCAUAUUACUCUCUGUCAUAUUUGCGAUGAGAAUUGUCGCGAAUACACGCCACCUCGAUCAUGUCGGGAUUCAGCAGGUCGUAACUAUCAGCAAAUGUGGAAUGAAAGUUCGGCAGUUGAGCGGGCAUGUAACCCACCAGUAGAGACGACUACACUGAAGCUACUGAAAGCCAAUACAAUUGACUCCUUCUCUGCUACUGUAUUCAUUAUACUGUGUUUUUUCAAUCUUUAG
Strongylus vulgaris is the source of this 444-nucleotide messenger RNA. Lineage: Eukaryota; Metazoa; Nematoda; Chromadorea; Rhabditida; Strongylidae. The record is from the annotation of a GenBank genome assembly.